AUGCUUUCGGGAGUUGUACUCAUCACAGAAGCCGGAUCUGGCUUCGGUCAGAGCGCCGCAUACGCGCUGGCACGCCAUGGUGUUAAACAUUUUGCCCUUGUCGACACCAACGAGGCCGGGCUGAAAGAGACAACGCAGACGCUAGCAUCGCAGCACCAGGUAACAGACGUGCUGAGUGUCUCCACUGAAUGCAGUACCGAGGAGGCCGUCGAGGCUGUCGUUCAACAAGCCGCGUCACGCUUCGCUCGUCUCGAUUUCGUCGUUUUGAAUGCCGGCUUCGGUGGGCCCAUGGGCGGCAGUCCCGACACGGCACCCGCCGCUUUCGAUACCCACCUCAAGGAACACGUGACAGGCGUCUGGCUCUGGCAUCGGGCUGGCAUACGGCAAAUGCUGCGGCAGGAGCCGCGCGACGCGCGAUAUGGCCGUGGCAGUAUCGUACAUGUCUGCUCAGUACAUGCCUUUGCCGCUUCACCACCUCAGGUCGCUGCUGGUGCGUAUGUAGCGGGUCGGCACGCCAUCCUCGGUUUGACACGGUCUGAGGGCGUGCUGUAUGCACCUCAGCAGAUUCGCAUCAACGCGCUCUGCCCUGGAUACAUCAUGUCGCCGCUCAUCGCGUCCUCGGAACAGACCAAGGCUUUCAUCGAUAACCUUGUGCGUGAGCGUGUGCCUGCAGGCCGACUGGGAGAUGCUGAAGAGGUUGCUGAUGCAGUUGUGUUCUUGGCUGGACCUAUGAGCAGCUACAUGUUUGGUCAGUCAUUGGUACUGGAUGGGGGCUACCUGGCUCAAUGA
This is a messenger RNA of Alternaria rosae, 789 nucleotides long. RefSeq lists its product as uncharacterized. Bases 1 to 789 code for a protein of 262 amino acids. Lineage: Eukaryota; Fungi; Ascomycota; Dothideomycetes; Pleosporales; Pleosporaceae. The record is from RefSeq and is a predicted model, not a curated record. The transcript has 3 exons.